Rhododendron vialii is the source of this 1528-nucleotide messenger RNA. RefSeq names its product amino acid transporter AVT6C-like. The transcript is spliced from 5 exons. Gene Ontology annotation, biological process: amino acid transmembrane transport. The record is from RefSeq and is a predicted model, not a curated record. Lineage: Eukaryota; Viridiplantae; Streptophyta; Magnoliopsida; Ericales; Ericaceae. Gene Ontology annotation, molecular function: amino acid transmembrane transporter activity. The coding region runs from base 62 to 1393 and encodes 443 amino acids.
AAAAAUCGGUGGACAAAACCAACAAAACAAAAACAAACACAGAAAUCUCCAACAGAAAAGGAUGAGACCUGAAAACCCAGACUCCGCCGGAGCCACCGCACCGCUUCUACCCAAAUUCCACUCACCGGAAAGCCCAUCUCCACGAUGCCUCACCUCAAUUUCCGGCGCCGUAUUCAACGUCUCCACAAGCAUGGUCGGCGCCGGAAUCAUGUCGAUUCCGGCCACGUUUAAGGUGCUGGGCGUAAUCCCUGGCUUCAUCCUGAUACUGAUUGUGGCUUUAUCGGUGGAGGUGACGGUGGAGUUCCUCUUGCGUUACACGAAUUCCGGUAAAUCGGUUACUUACGGCGGUCUCAUGGCGGAGUCGUUUGGGAAAUUUGGGUCGGUUGCGCUUCAAGUUUGUGUGAUGGUAACCAACCUUGGUGCGCUCAUCAUUUACUUGAUUAUAAUUGGGGAUGUCCUUUCUGGAAAUCAAUCUGAAGGAACAUUGCAUUUGGGGGUUCUACAAGGAUGGUUUGGCAUCCAAUGGUGGAACUCACGCGCAUGUGCACUCCUUUUCGUCGUGCUCUUCAUUAUGCUUCCAUUCCUCUUAUUACGUAGCAUAGAAUCCCUAAAACAUGCUUCAGGAGUUUCCAUUCUCUUAGCUGUUAUGUUUGUCGCCAUAUGCUCGGCCAUGGCAAUUCAUGCAAUGUGGGAGGGGAAAACACAAAGAUUAAGAUUGGUACCAGACUUUGCCAGAGUGUCCUUAUUUGAUCUUUUCACUACUCUUCCAGUAUUUGCCACUGGCUUUGCAUGCCAUAUAAGUGUUCAUCCGGUGAGAGCAGAGCUUGCUAGGCCUUCUGAUAUGAGUUCAGCAGUCAGGAUUUCUCUAGUACUGUGCGUGGUCAUCUACUUUGCUGUUGGCUUCUUCGGAUACCUUCUGUUUGGCGACUCAAUCAUGGCGGAUAUGCUAGUCAACUUCGAUCAAAAUUCCGAUUCAGCAAUCGGUUCGUUACUCAAUGACACUGUUCGGUUGAGCUAUGCAAUCCACCUGAUGAUGGUUUUCCCUGUCGUGAACUUCUCCCUCAGAGUCAACGUAGACGAACUUUUCUUCCCAAGGAAACCUGUUUUGGCCACAGACACCUUCAGAUUUGUAUCUCUUACCUGUGUUCUUCUUGCAUUCGUAUACUUAGUGGCGAUAGUUAUUCCCAACAUAUGGUAUUUCUUUCAGUUUAUGGGAACCACCACAGUAAUGUGCCUCAUGUUCAUAUUCCCAAGCGCGAUAAUUCUAAGAGACGUUCAUGGUAUAUCGACAAGGAUGGACAAGAUCUUGGCGGUUUUGGUAAUCAUAUUGGCCGUCGGGACGAGCUUGAUCGCUAUUUCCUAUAAUGUGUACAGUUCAGUUAGCAAGAAGUGAUUGUUUCUUUUUUCUUGGUCAGUUCAUUUUACAUCUAGGGGUAGUAGUCUCCCUAAACCUGCGUCUGGCCAAGACACUGUAACUUGUAACAUUGCUACCUUUCUUGAUGGGUUUGCUCGGGAUUAUGAUCGUCAA